Cataglyphis hispanica is the source of this 9154-nucleotide messenger RNA. It is a transcript of the gene by, whose product is annotated as tensin-1. Gene Ontology annotation, molecular function: protein binding. NCBI's taxonomy places the organism in Eukaryota, Metazoa, Arthropoda, Insecta, Hymenoptera, Formicidae. The record is from RefSeq and is a predicted model, not a curated record. Bases 1671 to 6626 code for a protein of 1651 amino acids. The transcript is spliced from 22 exons.
CUUGCGAGAGCCGCGCGCGAGAGCGGACGUCGCUCGUUUUACGCCGAUGCGGUGCCACGUGAGGGAAAAGCCAGGAGGAAAACUUGUUUGCGCGCAACUCCGAAGUAUAUGUAACAUUUUCUUCCCGUUUCUUCCCUCCCGUUGUGGAUUUACGUUAUCGUGUCGAGCGACAGGAAUGGUGUGGAUUGCGCCGGAAGUGCAACGGAAUUAAACAAACGAGAUCAAAAUAUAUGGGACGUGUCUAAUAAUUCAUCGGAUUUAAUUCUGUCGACAAGGGAAAUCAAUCUAUACUGAUUUUCUCGCGGAUCUUCGCAAGACAAAAAAAAUGAAAAAUUAAUAUAUCAAAUGAAAAACAAACUAUAAAUCCAAACUUUCCACGAAUGUGAUUCUAUUUGUCAUUACAUUGACAACAACAUUAUUAUAUAACAUAAAAUAAAAAUCAAUUUUUUUUAUUAAAGAUGCAAGAAUAAAUACGGAACUGUAUUAAUAUAAAAAAUUCUUGUAGAAAUGCAGGAAUAAUUAAAUACAGUUAAAAAGAUAUGAAAUCAAAGUAUGUCAAGCAGAAAUCUUUUUAUUAAAUAACAAUGCAAAUCGAAUAAUAAGGCAACAACAAAAUUACAUGUUUUCAUCGAACGAAAUGUGUGAUAACCGUAUUUAUUGCAUCGCUAAUUGCAUUUAUUAAAUUUAAUUGGGACCACAUUUGUAUCUAGAAUUAUAACUGUUCUACGAAAUCGAAUGCGAGCAUUCUCAAGCAGAGCUUAAAGGUAAAACGAAAAAAAGGAAUUUCCAAAGGUUAUUUGAGACAUCCUUACUGAGGCUUCCGGUAUCUCGCUAGAAUAUUCCGCGGAUAUUCUCAAAAGGUUUACGCUGACAGACAUUAAAGCACUUCCGCGAAGGUGUGACUAUGGCUAUUAUGAAAUCUCUGAAGAGAUUGAGCGCUUAGAGUUACCGCGCAGAUAAAACUUUUAUUACACCUGAGACGAAACCAAUUCAUCAUCGAAAGUAUUCCGGAAGGAUCUUCGCAAUAUCUCUCGCGCAUUUUUAUUUUAUCGAAAGUUGCGCCUCUCGCGGCAACUCCCGCGAAAAUCGGAAUCACGGAAAUUCUGUUCACAAACAAUCGCGAACAAACAAAAAGUAUAAUAUUUCUUAUACAUAAAAUAUAAAAAUUAUUUUCCAUCGAGAAAAUAUAAAUUGCAUGAAGAUAUUUUCUUCAAGACUCGUUCGAGAGAAAAAUUUCUUUAAACUGCGCAAGAAAUUAUCUUUCCAAUAGGAGAAUCUCCACAAUAUCAUUGUCAAAAAGAUAUUUGCAUCGAACAUUCAAGAACAUCGAAAGCAUCCUAAAACAUGCAUCAAGUUAUCGCCGAGUCUUUAAUUCUUUGAAGACAUUUUUCGAUUACCCGAUUUUUUUCAUUAUACAAAAAGCAUCUGAUAAAUAUAUAUAUUUCGAAAAAUCUGCAAUAUAGUAGAUUCCUCGAAAUAAAGGGGAAUUCCAUCGUAUAUUGCACGAUGCACCGGACACGGAAAAGUUUCAAAAAGACGAGUGAGCAGCUCUGAAAAUCUAAGGCAGCGACGAAAAAGACAAGGAAGACAAGGAAGAAUCGCGAAAGCCAAGGAGGAAGAGAGGCGAGAAUUGCAAAUAACAAGCAGAGACGAGGAAACGUUUCGCAGGAAUGCCGUGGAUAAAGUGUUUGGGUGGUGGAGGCGGAAAGGCCAGAAGGGGCAAACCACUCAGUGUCAGUCAACCGAUCCACCUGCUCGUCAAGAGCGAUUUUGAACCACAGUGCCACGUGUUCCGCACCAAGCAAUUGCGCAAGCCACGACCAUGUCAUUUGUGCCACCAGGCGGUGAUCAAGCAGGCCUCCUGUUGCAGAGUGUGCAAGUAUAUUUGCCACAAGACAUGCGAGGACAAGGGCGCGCGGUUCCGAGACACCUCGCAGCAAAUUCAUAAACAAUGGCAAGCCGAUCCAGCGAGGGCAUUUCCGACCGUCGGCAGUGUCUCCACAAAUUCGCCCUCUCCAGCAUCGGGAGAACUCUCCACGCCAAAUUCGACUCCCAGCCCUAGUCCUAGUCCGACUAAUCAGCAAGUCACGCACAAUGGUGGUUACGAAUCACAAUCGAAAAAUGUCAACAACAUCGGAAGAAGCAAACAGCAUGUGCAGACGUCAGCGGUGGCGUCAACGCCUGCGAGGACACCGGGCGUCGGCGCGGAUUCGACGAUGACGGGACCGGGAAAGGGCGGAGGUCGCGUGACGGAGGUAAUGGAGCUCUGUUACGUCACCGAGAGGAUCAUCGCUCUUUGGUAUAGGGAGGAUGCGCAGGGUGUCCUCGAACAUGCCACGACCCUUUUACGCGGAAAACACGCCGAUAAUUACAUGAUCUUUAAUUUAUCAUCACCUGGUCGACCCGGUGAACCGAAUACGAGGGAAGCUGGAUGGCCGCAGGGAUUAGCACCAAGUUUGGAGAGACUAUGCGCUCUCUGCAAGGAACUGGACUCUUGGUUAAACGGCGCUUCUAAUCGCGUCGUGGUUCUACAUGCCAGAGGCAACAAGGAACGAUUGGGUGUGGCAGUUUCCGCUUAUAUGAACUACAGCAGCAUCUGCGGGGGACGCGAUCAAGCGCUAGACAGGUUCGCCAUGAGGAGGUUCCUCGAUGACAAGAUUGGAUCGUUACAGGUUCCGUCGCACCGAAGAUACAUCGAGUAUUUCAGUGGAUUGCUAUCGGGUUCCCUGAGGAUCAGCCAGUCGCCAUUGUACUUGACCCACCUGACAGUUCUCGGAGUGCCGCUCUUUGAACCGACCGGCUGUCGAGCCUUCCUCAAAGUAUACGAAGGAUUAACACCGGUAUACACUUCGGAUCUGUAUUCAGUGACGAAUGCGCGCGAGUUUACGGUUAAUCUAGGCGGACUUCGAUUGAGGGGCGACAUCUUAGUCAAGUGCUACCACAGGGUAUACUCGAAGCAGACUCGAGAGGUCAUGUUUUCCCUCCAGUUUCACACGUGCGUAAUUACGGAGAACGUCGUGUCCUUCCCGCGAUCGGAGCUCGACGUUGCUUGCGACGAUCCCCGAUGCCCGCCCGACAGUGUGGUAACACUCUACUUUGCUACCGACGCGAAACGUCAGGAUGGUCCAGUGCCGGCCCCAACGCCGGCUGUGCCGCAUGCAUCGGCGCAUCACGAUCCCAUCUUGCACUGGGACAGCUACACGAACCUCGAGAUCAGCGACGACGAAGGCCGUGAGACCCCAUUGUCACCGCCGCCCCCCUCGAGUUCUUCGGUUCAGACUUCACCUCGUGGCUUGGAUUACACGUGCGGUCCCAUAGAUGGAUCAUUGUACGCUGUGGUACAUCAGGGUGGUGCAGGAGGCGCCCGCGGCUCACCAUUGACGGUUUCCAUGGACAGUGGUAUAAGUAGUGCACCACCGCAAAAACCCAGUCCACCAGAACCCGAGCCAGAUAAUCAAGCUCACGGAGAUCUCGACAAGCUUCUCCAUGAUAUGAUGCUCACCGUCGAGUCUAUGCCAGACCCACCGACAGAUGACUACAACCGUGAUCGAAGCGAGAAGAUGUACAUUCAAGAAACGCGCAGCUACAGCAGUCAUCCAACGUCUACUUAUUCUACUUUGAAGGACUCCUACCGAAGCUACGGCAAGGAAUCCAGUCCGCCCUACAACUCUAGCAGCAGCUACAGUACCCUGAAGAACAGUAUCGAGCAUCGGAAGGACGAUUUUGAGUAUCGCGUGUCUCCGGACCGUAAGAUAACCGAGUCAUCCAACGACUCUUACAGAAAGCACGCGGAUUCCUUCUCACCGCCUGGCAAUAUCGACUUCAUCGACGAGGAUAUCCCGUAUCACGCUAGGCAAACCAGUCAGCCAUUCUCGUACGGUGCCACUAGCGAUAUGAUCAAGCAUCAGAAACUAUCAUCGCCUUCGUUAGUGAGGAAAGCGUCUGUACGCGGCGUGGCGCCCGUCGUAGACUUCGAGGACAUUCUUGGGGAAAAUUCUAGGAGACCCAUCAGCCCACUAAGUCCUAAUACUCCGGAUCCGCCGCCGGAGUUCGCCAACGGACCCGUAAAGAGCGGAACCGAUCACAUCGAUGGAUUAUCGUGGCUAAGGCAGCAACAAUUGAAAUUAGCCGCUAGGAGAGAUGAAAGGAAUCCUGGCCGCCUUUGGCGACAAGAGACCGGAAAUCGUGUCAUCGGGGAACUUAGGAGCUUGCAAAGGGGAAUAUUGAGACAUGAUGGUUACGCGAGCGACUCGGCGGUUCUCGACGACGAUGAUGAUAUGUGGGCAGCGAGUUCCAUUUCUGGACAGCCAACGAAAGCUGUUCCGUACACCUCCGCACCAGCUAGUCCUCUACUUCCGCAGAGAUCGAGCAGCCGAAAAUAUAACGGCAAUGUCGGAAAUGGCGUCCUCGGCAGACCGCGAGCGGAGAGUAUGAAUGAACGACCAUUCGUCUCUGUAAAGCGCGCUUACGAAUAUCGCAAGUUCAGCGACAGUCAGAGCCCUCCGACAUCCCCUCGUUCAGCCUUAGCGGCCGCGCCACCCUUAGGGUUAGCGGGCCAGCAAUCGAGCUCCAACAACGCGGAGAGAUCGCAACAGCAUCAGCAGCAGCCUCCGCCGCGACCGGAAUCGCGCAGCGAUAGUUUCGCACGAACGGAUGCCUUGUUGCGCGAGCAUCGUCACCAUCACCAGCUGCAAUCCGGCAUCAACAAUAGCAACGAUCAUAUCGAGCGAAAGCAAACGAUCGCGACCCAGGAAUACGCGACAUCGAGUCGAAGCGCGCGUCCUGAGUCGCGGAAUCGUGUCGCUUAUCAGAGUGUCGGGAGUUACAGCUCGGCCAGCAGCGGCGACCAGGUGGACGGCGGAUUACUGACGAUGGUCGAUCAACCUGAUCCUCUCGUGAGCCUCAUUCAAUCACUAGCCGAAAUCUCGCCGAUUCGCACGAAUCCGAGCACGCCUAAAACCGAAAACGAGCAUCCUGCUGGCAGCCACAUAAUCUCAGCCUCUACUACAAUGCCUACCAAUGUACCUAGCAAUGUCACUAAUUGCUCCCCUAAUCAGUCGCCAAAAGCAUGGCAGAAUUGCAUUCAGCCACACAAUGAUUCAACGUCAUCGUGGACCGAGAGAAGCGUCAGUCCUGGAAGCGCGGUCAUCAGCGGUGCCUCGCGACCACAGACGCCGGCGUUUCCGGUCCAUCCGCGAACGCCGUACGUCAAUAACGCGUCACCAACGGUGACUUUUGCCAGUGAUCGCACUUACAUGACGUCCAAUAACAGCUACAACGUUAGCAACAAUAACAAUAAUGUUAGCAACGAGGCUGGCGGUAAUAAUAACAAUAACGUCGCAAGUUACGGCGCCGAACGAACGAUAUAUAUCGAAGAACGAAAAGAAGCCUCGAAGGAGACGGGACUUCCACCCAAGAGUCCGACAACACAGCGACGCUUGAGUUUUCCGGCAAGCGGGCCGCUUAAACAAAUGCAUAACAAACGAUGGCCGCUCACUAAUCAAUCGGCGUCGUUCGACUAUAGCAAGGACCGACCUGUUUCUCCGUUAAGCGAAUCGGCAAUGUCACAGCCGCAGGCUGUUUCGCGCAGUCCUGGAACACCGACCCAUAUAGAAUUUGCCCAAAGUCCCAAGAGUGCUACGUCAUAUACUUCAAUCAAUAGUGGUAGUCAAUCUUCACCGCAGGUUCAAUAUUAUGGUUCGAGACGCUCCAGCAUUCAUUCGAACACCGAACCCCAGGAGGUGGCCGACGCUAAUGUGAAAUUUGUACGCGACACCAGCAGAAUCUGGUACAAACCCAAUAUAUCGCGGGAGCAAGCAAUUUCAAUGCUGAAAGAUGCGACACCCGGCACAUUUGUGGUACGAGACAGCAACUCAUUCCCAGGUGCCUUCGGAUUAGCAUUAAAAGUGGCAACACCACCCCCUGGCGCUCCCAGCAGCCCGCGAGAUCCUUCGAGCGAGCUCGUCAGACAUUUCCUGAUCGAGCCAACAUCACGUGGCGUUAGACUAAAGGGAUGUGCAAACGAACCAGUCUUUAGCUCGCUCUCGGCAUUGGUUUAUCAGCACAGUCUAAUGGCCAUGGCACUACCUUGUCAAUUGCUGCUACCCGAACCAGAAGCAGCCGCUAGAGCUUUAGAUUCACCUGGUACUAAUAGUACUCAGCAGCUUCUCGCUCAAGGAGCAGCUUGUAAUGUUCUGUAUCUCUUUACAAUUGAUACGGAAUCCUUGACUGGACCGCAGGCCAUUAAAAAGGCUAUCACCAACCUAUUUGAGCAGAAGCCACUACCGAUUGCCACGAUUGUUCAUUUUAAAGUUUCCACGCAAGGCAUUACUUUGACUGACAAUGCGAGAAAGAUAUUUUUCCGUAGACAUUACCCAACAAAUAACAUAAGUUAUUGCGGACUAGACACCGAGGAACGCACGUGGGAGUUUGACAGCGAAGAUACGGGAAGACCACUUAGCGCUCAUCGCUGCUUCGGUUUUGUGGCGAGAAAGCCUGCUCACAAAUCGGACAAUCAGUGCCACGUAUUUGCCGAACUGGAACCAGAACAACCGGCCACGGCUAUUGUAAAUUUCGUGAAUAAGGUCAUGAUGGGAAGCUCCAUCGCCAAGGCCAAUAUCGUCUAAGAAUCGCUACCGCUCGCCACAAUCGCCAAGAUCAACGGGCACAAACAUUACUGCGAACUUAUUAAUGAAUCCGCCUUGAACGUUUCGCAUCGAUUACAUAUCUCUAGCGAAAAAAAUGCAAAAUCGAGAAAUAAAACGACCAUAAAAUCGAAAAUAAAUAAUUCAUGCAAUUGAUUGAUAAAAUCAUCACUGACUAUCGACACGCGUAAAGGAUACACUCAAAUCUUUUGAAAGAAUUCACCGAAAAUGGCGCUGCACGAAUUAAUUAUUAUCGUUAACUGACUAAUAAAUCUUCGUGCAAUUUCUUCGUUAAAUGAGUACAGCAUCCAUGUUACAAACAAUAAGAUCGAUAUGAAUAUCGAUAAAACGCCGGGAAAAAGUCGAGGAUCUCUCUCUUCAAAAGAAAACAAGAAAAACGAGAGGCUAUGCGUGAAUCGAUUCCAUCCUCGCGUCAAUAUGCAGUCAAGAUAAGAAAGUUAUUGUUAUGAUUAUCGUUAUUGUUGCGAUUUAACGUAGCGAGUAGUAGAGUCCUAUAUAAUGGGUGGUAUAAAGAGAGUAAGGUGGUCAAAUGACAGCGUUAAUAUUCAUGGGUAUAUGUUUGAUUUUUAUAAAUUAUUAAAAUCCUGACUAUUCUGUAAUGUCUUUUAAAAUAUAUAAGAAAUAUUAUAAUUACAAUAUUUAGCUUAUAUUACUUAUUAUUUAGUAAUUAUCAAACUACUGUGUGCAAAUUUCAAAUUAUAUUUUUACAAAAUAUAUUUAUUCAUAUAUAUAUAUAUAUCUCAAUAUUUAAAAAAAGAAUUGUUUUUCUUGCGAAAUUGCUAAGUUCGUGAUUUCGCCACCUUCUCCCGCCUAAAAUACAAUUGAUUAGCCAUCAACAUGCGAAUUUAUCGAUAGCUCGUAGUCAUAGUUGAAGAGAAUCAACCGUGCCCUUCGCGCGAUUUACGAAGGGCAUCGAGCAUUCGAAACGAGCGUAUCUCGCGCGACAUUGAAUGCGCCUUCGAUUUCAAAAAUUAUUUAUGCACUAUGCACGUACACUUACGCAUACUACAUAACACUAAGACACGGAAAAUAAUGAAAUGCUCGCGCAUUACUAUACGAGAAAUACCAAGCAAUAUUAUCUAUAUAAUUAUUAUAUUAUUAAAGAAUUUUCCAAUUUCUCUCUUUGCUUAUGUUCAAAAAAAAAUCCAUCAUGAUAGAAUUAAUUUAUUUUAGGUUACUAAACAAAUUUUAUGUAUAUAUGAGAACAACAAAAUUUUAAGCAUUUUUUAAUUUAAAAAUAGCACCUACAAGUGAAAUUUCAAUAGCAAAUAGAUUGUAAAAUAAUGCGCGAACAUCUUAAAUAUAUUAUUACGUUGUACUGGAGACUCUCGAGUAAUAUUUGACAAAAAAUGUUACGUUGUUUGCAGAGCAUAUUAAUACACACAUAUUCACGCACACACACACACACAUACACACAUAUAAGAAAUCCCCGUGUCAUGCUCCCUCAAUGUACGAAAGAACUAUAAAUAAUUGCAAAUAUACCGCGCGAGAUAAAACCGACUUAAAAGAAGGCCUUGAGGAGACAUCCUGAGAAAAAGCAUCGUGGGUACAGUUCUUGGAGAAAGCAAUGUUACAUAUAGGAUUAGUUCAAAGGUAAUGCAAGUUGGAAUGAAAUAUGCUAUUCGGAGGAGUAUGCACGUGACGAGAUAGUAGGACGCGCGUAUUCUUUCGGUGAACCCGUAGAUUUUCUUGCCAUUUCGGGCUCGUGUAUCGUCAAGAAGAAACCGCUCCAACGGGCACGACGAUGAGCAGUCAAUUAUUACGAUUGAAUCAAUUAUAUUGUAAUUACGACAAUAUGGCGGUGCGAGAGGAUCAUCGGUGCUCGCAGCAGCGGCCUUCCUCUCGAUAUGUCGCCGAUUUUUUCGUCUACUUUUCUGAUCUUUUUUCCUCUACUUUUGUCUUCCGGACAAAGGUCGGUUGAAGCUUCUUCUGCCCUCUACGAAUUCCUUUACUAAGGGAGGAAGGACUCGUAGUUAUGCAACGUGCUAGUCAAAAUUUUUGCUGUAUAUGCGAUGGUCAAAAGAUAGAGUCGAUGUUGUUUCUAAGAGUCCUUCUUCGAUAUGCUUGGUUCUUUAACGGCGGCAGAUAUAAGAUCACUUCGCAUUGAGGAUAGAUAUAAAAUAAAACGAGUAUUUUGAAAAAGGCAAACUCGAAAUGAUAUCUUGAAAUGACAUAGAGACAUGAGCGACCGAAGGGAUUAAGGGCUCGCUUAAAGGAACCGAUCGUGUCUUUUUUUUAUCGUUCUUUUUAUUCUUCGUCGUCCAUCAAUGCUUUUUUCUCUGUCUAAAUUUUCCUUCGUAUGCGUCUAAACCCGGCUAACAGCGUAACAUUAAUUUAAUAUUCAGUCAUUAUAAUAAUUAUUAUUAAUAUUAUUAUUUGUUUACGAUCUAUUAUAUUCUCUGUACGUUUAUGCAAUAAUUGUAUCGUGUUGCGUGCUGCAUGGAUACGCGCGUAUAGUUGUAAUAACAAUAAAUCAUAUUCACAGCGUU